Molecule: messenger RNA, 1278 nt
Organism: Arvicanthis niloticus (Nile rat)
Lineage: Eukaryota; Metazoa; Chordata; Mammalia; Rodentia; Muridae
Source: RefSeq, a predicted model, not a curated record
AUGGGCCAGACUCUGGUCACCCCUUUAAGUUUGACUUUACAGCAUUUCAAGGAGGUCCGUGGUGUGGCCCACAACAACUCCGUGGACGUCAAGAAAGGCAAAUGGCAGAUCUUCUGUACCUCCGAAUGGCUGACCUUUUCAGUCGGGUGGCCUCGGGAUGGUACUUUUAACAUUUCCAUUAUUCGGCAGGUUAAGGAGAGGGUGAUAAAUCCUGGACCGGGUGGACACCCGGAUCGGGUUUCAUAUAUAAUCACCUGGGAGUCGCUGGUGGUAGACCCACCAUUAUGGGUAAAACCCUUCCUCUCUCCCGUUCCCCCUCUGAUCCUACCUCCCUUGCCGGCCCCCGCCAUAGUACCAACUGCCCCUCCUGCUACCUCUCCCGUUGCCCUCUACCCUGCCCUUGUCAAACAAACGGAGGACAAGAAAAAAUGUCCCCCGGUCCUGCCAUCCGAUCAGGGCCCUCUUAUUGAUCUCCUAACUGAGGACCCCCCUCCUUAUGGAGAACAGGGACUGGAGGGCCAGUCUACGACGGCAGGUGGGGCCCCCUCCUCCAAGGUAGAUCCUAUCCGGGGACAGGAAGCGUCCCCUGAGAACCCCGAUUUCUCCCCGGUAGCGGUUCGUAUUAGAGGUCGAAGGGAACCCCCGUGGUCGUCACAGGCCUUCCCGCUGAGAACUGGGAAUGAUGGUCGCCCCCAAUAUUGGCCCUUUUCCGCCUCAGACCUUUAUAAUUGGAAGAACAAUAACCCCUCUUUUACACAGGAUCCCUCCAAGCUGACUAGUCUUAUUGAAUCUGUCUUAAUUACCCACCAGCCCACUUGGGAUGACUGUCAGCAGCUCUUACAGGUGCUCCUCACCUCUGAGGAGAGGCAGAGGGUCUUCCAGGAGGCCCGGAAACAGGUACCGGGCGACGAUGGAGGCCCCACCCAGGUACUGGCAGAAAUUGAGGAGGCCUUCCCCUUGAAGCGACCCUAGUGGGACUUCACCACGGCUGCAGGUAGGGCCAGCCUACGUCUCUAUCGCCAGUUGCUUGUAGCGGGUCUCCUAGGGGCAGGUAAAAAGCCCACCAAUUUGGCCCAGGUCAAGUCAGUCACUCAGGGACCGGAGGAACAUCCAUCUACGUUCAUGGAACGUCUGAAGGAUGCCUACCGGGUACAUACCCCAUAUGACCCAGAGGAUCCGAGCCAGGCCACUCACCUCAUCAUGUCUUUUAUCUGGCAGUCGGCUCCAGAUAGUAAAAGGAAGUUAGAGAGACAUAGGAAGAGAAGGAGGAGAGGUUGA